Hemicordylus capensis (graceful crag lizard) is the source of this 6408-nucleotide messenger RNA. RefSeq names its product SNF2 histone linker PHD RING helicase (gene SHPRH). Gene Ontology annotation, molecular function: ATP binding; DNA binding; ubiquitin protein ligase activity. The record is from RefSeq and is a predicted model, not a curated record. Gene Ontology annotation, biological process: nucleosome assembly; DNA damage response; protein polyubiquitination. Gene Ontology annotation, cellular component: nucleosome; nucleus. The transcript has 31 exons. NCBI's taxonomy places the organism in Eukaryota, Metazoa, Chordata, Lepidosauria, Squamata, Cordylidae. Bases 298 to 5454 code for a protein of 1718 amino acids.
CACGCGUGUGCGUGUACGCGCGGCGGGGGCGGAGCCAUCGCGCUCUCGUUCUCUCGCCCUGUGCGUCCGUCGGUCUGCUGGAUGCUCGGAUGGACGACUGGCGGAGGGGGCUGGGCUUGUUUCUUUCCUCCUCUUGGCUUCGCGAUGGCUGUUACGUUGCUACAAGCUCAGGAGUUGUUGGUCCCUGCUGCUGUCUUUCCAACGAGGCCCCGAGACAUUCAGAGGGGGACGUGAGGAGCUCGUAAAAACUGGUUGUAGCCCUCCUCAGAGAUUAGAUGUGUCUUGAAUAACAUCAAAAUGAGCAACCGUCGAAAGCGUGCGCCUCCAUUGAGGAUGAAUGAUGAGAAAAAGAAGCACCUCUGCUGGAAUAUGCAUGAAGACCGGAAAAAUGAAGUGAUAGACUUGGAUGCAGUGGAUGAGGACCACCCUCUUCCAAGUACAAGUUCAUCUUCCGCAGUACUUAUUGUUAUAAAUGAUGAUAGUGUUGAUGAAGACUUGUCUCACAAAAGUAAUGGUCUAAAAUCCCUGAACUUCUCAACAGUUAUAGAUGAAGCUGAAGAUUCUUGCCAUGUAUUGACAUCUAUAUCUGUACAACUUAAUAUUGUAAUAUCUCCUUGUUCUGAUCCUUCCUGGAAAACAUUGCUUGGUGAAUUCAUUCUACAACCUCUGCCUGGGCAAUUUCUACCUGAUAAUAUCCAUAAAAGAAGUUUUACCUUGAUGAGAACUGAAUCUAGUGAUCAACUGCAUGUCUGUGCUCAUGCAAAGAGCAUUGAGAAGGUGGAUGAGACAGAAGACUCAGCACUGAGUGCUUACAAAGAAGAUGUGUUGGUUGAAUCAUCUUUAAGUAAUGAAAUGUUAGAAGAUUUGAUGUGGUUGCAAAAGAAGAGGGUCAUUGUUCUUUAUCAAAAAUCUGGAGAUGCUCAGCGUCUGAAGGUUGGAAUUUAUCUUCUAGAAGUUGGCUUAAGCAAACUAGAAUUUCUUAGUGAUGGUGGUGGCAGAAUUAAAAAGGCCAACCAACUCAUUCAGAAACUGAUGGAAAAAUUCUAUGACUUUAUAAUUCCAGAUAUACUGGAAGAGGAUGAAGAGUCUGACAGAGAUAUAGAGAGGCAGAAUAUCGAAGAGCUUUAUGACUAUGUGAGGCAUACACACCAGAAAGAAACACAGUUUUUGAAGGAAAAUGUUCAGCACUCUGCAUUAAUUCCUGUGCUGAGGCCAUAUCAAAGUGAGGCUGUAAACUGGAUGCUACAACGUGAGAACUUCAGAAAUCUACCUACCAAUGAAAAUGCCCUCCACUACUUAUGGCGAGAGUUUAUUACUUUAGAUGGAUUAAAACUCUACUUUAACCCUUUUACUGGCUGCAUUAUCCGUGAGCGCCCAAUUGCUGGGCCUCAGUGGCCUGGAGGAAUAUUGGCGGAUGAGAUGGGCCUUGGGAAAACAGUAGAAGUAUUGGCUCUCAUCCUGACACACACUCGAAAAGACGUCACACAGGAGGCUCUGAUGUUACCCGAGGUUGAGGCAGUGGUCAGGAGCAUGUUUUAUCAGCUUUGGCUGAUAUGUCAGCUACGCCCAUUACUGGAGGGUUUUUUGGUAAACUUCUUUGUUCCACCACAACCCACUGAAGGAAGCAAAAAGAAAAACAUAAAGAAAAUUGAACUUAAAUUGAAAGAAAAAGUUCAGUAUCCUAGUUUGCGAGUGAUGCUUUUAACAGCUAUAAAGGAAAUGAAUAUAAAGAAGGGAGCAUCUAUUGUAGCUAUUUUUAAAUAUAUCCAUAACAUAUAUAAAUAUGACAUUCAGAGAAAUCGUCGAAUUCUUAAAAGGACUAUGGAAAAAUUAAUUGUGGAGAAGGUUGUGGAACAGGUCAAAGGCCAUGGUCUUUCUGGUUCAUUCAAGUUGGGUAGAAACUACAAGGAACACAAGUCUUGUAAUAGAUCAACGAAACAGAAAACAAAAACUUCAGAUGAAGUUCAGGAGAAAACCUCACCAAGUUAUAAGAAUGAAGCCAAAGACUUCGGAGGUAAGAGUACAUGCUGUGCAAAUGCUCUGAAAUCUCCUGUGUCGGUAGAUAUCAGAGCGGAAGAGCAUGAUUACUGUGCAACCAGCAAAGAUAAUAGAAGAUCAAAACGGAAACCUAAGAGUUGGAAAACGGACGUAGAUCCUCGGCAUAGACUUGUGGACACAGAAUCUGCUGAUUCUCCAGGCAACGUGCUCAUUUCCAAGCAUAAAACGUGCCCUGUUGCUCGUGUUCCUAAGAAUGCCGAUGAGGCUCAAGAGCAGCAGAAUGUCUCAGAUGACCAGCCCCUAGUGUCUCAAGAACAUGCCAAUAUGUUUGUACAACAUCCUGGUUCCAUUUUCCCAUUCAAUACCUCUGAUUACCGCUUUGAAUGCAUCUGUGGUGAGCUUGGCUUAAUUGACUGUAAGGCACGUGUGCAGUGCCUGAACUGCCACCUGUGGCAACAUGCUGAGUGUGUGAAUUAUAAAGAAGAAAACCUGAAGAUCAAGCCCUUUUACUGUCCCCAUUGUCUCGUGGCAAUGAAACCAGUUCCCACGGGAGCAACUCUGAUCAUUUCUCCAAGUUCUAUUUGCCACCAGUGGGUAGAUGAGAUCAACAGGCAUGUGAGAUCAUCUUCUCUUCGAGUGUUGGUUUACCAAGGAGUGAAGAAACAUGGUUUCUUGCAGCCUCACAUCUUGGCAGAGCAGGAAGUAGUGAUCACCACAUACGAUGUACUUCGUAGCGAGUUAAAUUAUGUAGACAUUCCUCACAGCAAUAGUGAAGAUGGCCGCCGGUUCAGGAACCAGAAGCGGUAUAUGGCUAUCCCAAGUCCCUUGGUAGCUGUGGAGUGGUGGAGAAUUUGUCUGGACGAAGCACAAAUGGUAGAAUGCACCACUGCAAAAGCAGCAGAAAUGGCUCUCCGUUUGAGUGGAAUCAAUCGCUGGUGUGUGAGUGGCACGCCAGUGCAGAGAGGAUUGGAAGAUCUGUAUGGAUUAGUGCUUUUCCUUGGAGCUGAUCCUUACUGGGUCAAAUAUUGGUGGGAUCAGCUGCUGUACCGACCUUACUGCAGGAAAAACCCACAACCUCUUUACAGCUUCAUAGCCAAGAUAAUGUGGAGGUCAGCUAAGAAGGACGUGCUUGAUCAAAUUCAGAUCCCCCCUCAAACAGAAGAUGUACACUGGCUUCAUUUUUCUCCUGUGGAGAGACACUUUUAUCAUCGGCAGCAUGAGGUGUGCUGCCAGGAUGCUCUGGCAAAGCUCAGGAAAAUAUCUGACUGGUCCCUCAAGCUUAGCAGCCUGGAUAGGAGAACAGUUGCUUCCAUUCUGUACCCUUUGUUACGUUUGAGACAGGCCUGCUGUCACCCGCAAGCUGUUCGCGGAGAAUUCUUGCCUCUUCAGAAAAGCACGAUGACUAUGGAAGAGCUUCUAACAUCGCUGCAGAAAAAAUGUCGAACGGAAUGUGAGGAAGUCCAUAGACAACUGGUGUGCGCUCUGAAUGGCUUAGCUGGUAUUCAUAUUAUUAAAGGUGAAUAUGCAUUGGCAGCUGACUUGUACAGAGAGGUACUGCGUUCCUCUGAGGAGCACAAAGAGAAGCUCAAAACAGAUUCACUACAAAGACUUCAUUCUACACAUAACCUGAUGGAACUUCUGGCAGCAAAGCAUCCUGGGAUAUCGCCCACCUUGCGUGAUGGUAGACUUCAGGAAGAGGGUGAACAACUUCGUCAACACUAUAUGAGUAAAUCAAAUGCGGAAGUUGCUGAAGCGCAGCAGGCUUUACAACCAGUUGUACAGACAAUCCAUGAACUCCAGAGGAAAAUACGCUCUAAUUCACCUUGGUGGUUGGAUGUCAUCCAGUCAGCAAUUCAAUAUGCCAUUGAUGAGGAGCUUGUUCAGCGGGUACAGAAUGACCUAACCAGCAACUACAAGCAGCAAACUAAUAAACUCUCCAUGGCAGACAAAUUUCGUGACUGCAGAGGCCUUCAGUACCUGCUUACAACUCAAAUGGAAGAAGUAAGGAAAUUCCAGAAACUUGUAAGAGAGGCUGUGAAAAAUCUGGAAGGCCCUCCUUCCAAAGACGUUAUUGAGGCUGCCACCAUCUGCCAUCUUCGACCUGUAAGGUUGCCACUAAACAACUGUGUAUUCUGUAAGGCUGAUGAAUUGUUUACAGAAUAUGAGUCAAAACUAUUCUCCCAUACUGUAAAAGGUCAGAUGGCAAUCUUUGAGGAAAUGAUAGAAGAUGAAGAUGGCCUAGUUGAUGACCGCUUGCCUACCACAAGCAGAGGUCUCUGGGCAGCAAGUGAGACGGAGCGCUCCUUGAAGACCAUUUUGUCUUUUGCCAAAGCUCACCGAAUGGAUGCCAGGGCAAUUGAAGAAGGCAGCAUCUUCUUGGAACUUUUUGAAGCAUGGAAAAAGGAGUAUAAGUUGCUUCAUGAAUAUUGGAUGGUCCUGAGAGAUCAUGUGUCUGCCAUUGAUGAACUUGCCAUGGCUACAGAACGACUUCGUGUGCGCCAUCCAGAGGAGCCCAAACCAAAUCACCCUGUUCUUCAUAUAAUUGAGCCACAUGAGGUAGAACAAAACAAAGUGAAACUUUUGAAUGACAAAGCAGUUGCCAAAUCACAGCUUCAAAAGAAACUGGGUCAGCUCCUAUACCUCACUAAUUUAGAAAAGUCUCAGGAUAAAACAACUGGAGGAGUUAAUCCAGAACCCUGUCCAAUCUGUGCUCGGCAACUGGGACAACAGUGGGCAGUGUUGACAUGUGGACAUUGCUUCUGCAAUGAGUGCAUAGCUAUUAUUAUAGAACAGUACAGUGUUGGCACCCGUAGAAGUUCAAUAAAGUGUGCCAUCUGCAGGCAGACAACAUCACAUAAAGAAAUCUCCUAUGUCUUCACUGCAGAGACUGCAAACCAAGAGGAUGAUAUGCCUGUAAAGGGAAGUCACUCUACCAAAGUGGAAGCUGUGGUCAGGACUCUAAAGAAAAUCCAGUUCAAAGAUCCGGGAGCCAAAUCCCUAGUUUUCUCAACGUGGCAGGAUGUGCUGGAUAUUAUUGCAAAAGCUCUAUAUGACAACAGUAUGGUGUUUGCACAAAUCAACGGGAUUAACAAAUUUCAGGAAAAUCUCUCAGCAUUUAAAUAUGAUCCCAAGAUCAACAUAUUGCUGUUGCCUCUCCAUACUGGUUCCAAUGGCUUAAACAUCAUUGAGGCGACUCAGGUCCUCCUCGUGGAGCCCAUACUGAACCCUGCACAUGAACUGCAGGCUAUUGGCAGAGUGCAUCGUAUUGGGCAAACAAAGCCCACCAUUGUUCAUAGGUUCUUAAUAAAAGCGACAAUAGAAGAGAGAAUGCAGACUAUGCUGAAAACUGUAGAAAGGAGCCACUCUAGUUCUUCCAUGAAGCAAUCGGAGGCUGCUGUGUUAACAGUAGCUGACUUGGCAGAUCUUUUCUCAGAAGAAACUGAAGAAAUUGAAUGAAUCCACGUUUCAUGCUCGUUGAGAUCAGGAGGAGGACCAUCACCUACUUAUCUUCUAAGCCACACAACUAUAUUAUUAGUUAAUUAUUCAGAAAUUCCUGUAGAUGUCACCAGACACCCACCCUUUUUGAACUGUAUGAAUUGGUAAGUCUAUUUUAACAGUUUCCACUAUGUUCUGUGGCUGUGGAUUACUUCAACACGUUUUAUCUUUGUUAAAUUAAAAUGAACAAUUGCACUUUACACAAACGCUAUAUAAACUAUGACUUUGUACUUCCAAAGAAUAUGAGCAUCCUGUCCUAGUUCUAGCUGCAUGUAAAAAUGCUGUUCAUGUGUGACUAACUAUGCCAGAAUGUGGAUGUUCAACUAAACAUUGUGCAUCUCCUGGAAAGCACCAAGUAUGGGAAGACAACACUGAUUUAUACCUAGGGUUUCUAAUUCAACAAAAGAGAUGUGUGCACAUUUCUGUGCUGGAUCAGGGUGUUCAACUAGACUUUGAGUAAAGAAAGCUUUGCAUGGGUAUGAGAAGGGUAUUAAAUCAUGAACCAAUAGCUUCUCCAUCUUAUUCAUAACAUUAUUAAAUAAGUUCCUGAAUAAGCAAAACUCUUCUUUCAGAAAGGGCUUCUAGUGGUGCUGCCAUUUUGAUCAUGCAAGUCAUUUAAUGCUUUAUCAGUUAACCUAAAUUACUACUACUUAAAAACUGCUUUGGUAUUUGUAAUCAUUUUCUGGAUGUUGAUGCUGUUAAAGAAUUUUGGUUUUUGCUUGUUUAUGUUUAAAUGUUUUAACAUCUCCUGUUUUCUUGAUGAUAAAUUAUGUCUUUUUAUAUGAUCUUUGGCCUCAAUGAUACUAAAAAAAAUCUAUUUGACAAAUUUUUAAAGAUGCUUACAAUUUUAUUGCUUUGUUUUCAAAUUUGGAUUCUUAUAUCCUAAUAAACUAAUAAAGCUUCCUUUUUAUUGUU